AUGUUGCCGUACCAAGCGGUGGCAAUGGACUACGCGGUGGCCUCGGCUGGGUUCCACCACCACCAGCGGCCCGGCGGACUGCCUGGAGUGAUGGGACUGCCGGGCCCGGGGCCGGGGCUCAAUCCUGGCCUCAACCCGGCCUUCACCCAUUCCUGGUUCGUACAGACAAGCCCGGAUAUCUGUCGGCAGCAACAAGCAUCCAACCAAUCGCAUCUCGAACCUGGUAUUCUGGAGCUAAGAAAAGAGAAGAGUCGAGAUGCAGCUCGAUCUAGGCGAGGGAAAGAGAACUACGAGUUCUACGAGCUGGCGAAGAUGCUGCCACUGCCCGCAGCCAUCACCAGCCAGCUGGACAAAGCGUCAAUCAUCAGGCUGACAAUUAGCUACCUCAAACUAAGGGACUUUUCUGGACACGGUGAUCCGCCAUGGAGUCGGGAUCCUCCUCUUACCAGCAAGACAUUGAAAGGAGCUCAGAGCAGACGAACACCCAUUGGUCUUGCGAUGGAGUUGUUUGAGCAGCAUCAGGGUACCCACAUACUACAGAGUCUCGAUGGGUUCGCGCUGUCAGUAGCAGCCGACGGAAGAUUUCUCUACAUAUCCGAAACCGUUUCUAUUUACUUAGGAUUAUCACAAGUAGAGAUGACUGGCAGCAGUAUAUUCGACUACGUGCAUGCAAGCGACCACGCGGAAAUUGCUGAACAGCUGGGCUUGUCGUUGGCGGGUCGGUCAUCGGGCGCGGGGCUUAACAGCCCUGCCUCAGGCAGCGAAGAGGGCAGUCAACAUGGUACUAAUAACCCAGAUGUGUCAUCGCAAAUGAGUCUAGCAGCAAGUGGAGCUCUGUACCGAGGCAUGGAUCGUGCUUUCUGCAUCAGAAUGAAGAGUACUCUCACCAAACGUGGCUGCCACUUUAAAUCCUCGGGAUAUAGGGUGGUGUUGAUGCUGUGCCGUCUACGGCCGCAGUACACAUUUUCUCACAGUCGGAAGUCCCCACCGGCUCUCCUUGGGAUGGUAGCUCUAGCCAUUGCGUUACCACCACCCUCGGUCCACGAGAUCCGAUUAGAGUCGGAUAUGUUCGUCACACGGAUCAAUUUUGACUUCCGCAUAGCGCACUGCGAGCCCAGCAGGGUUUCGGAGUUGCUCGGAUACACUGCGGAGGAGCUCACAGGGAAAAACCUCUACGCACUCUGCCAUGGCGAAGACGCGAACAAGCUUAGGAAAUGUCACGUAGAUUUAAUGAACAAGGGCCAAGUGCUGACACACUACUACAGAGUGAUGAACAAGCUCGGCGGGUACACCUGGAUGCAAACUUGUGCUACAGUCGUUUGCUCUUCCAAGAACGCCGAAGAACAAAAUAUAAUUUGUGUUAACUACGUCAUUAGCGGCCGCGAGUAUCCCAAUACUGUGAUGGAUUGCUGUCAGCUGGAAGAAAGUGUACAAGGGGUAAAACGUGAAGAAACUACAGGAGACCCGGAAAAUGGUCCACCAGACGCAGAUUCUUCUGGUGGCCCUCCUCCGCCUCCCCGACACAACACAGAAAGGACCGAGCCAGCAACUAAUGCAGACUCUAGUUCAACAGCGCCUGUGCCUACUUCAGACGUAACUCAACUAACUAGACUGAAUGACACCCAACCUCUACCUCUGCACACUCCAGAAAGAACGUCGCCAAUGCCCGCGAGGAGAUUGAAGAAGCGAAAGCACACCACCGACUGUGAAGACGAAGAACGAGAUGAAGACAGACGAAAAUCUUCUUCUAACCCCGGCGCGGCUUUAUCACCAGCUGAGCGAGACAUGUCUAAAACAAAUUUAACGAUUGCAGAGGGCACGUCUGAUGCCACAUCCGUUAGGGAUUUAGAAAACGCAAUGUCCAAGCAUUUACCAGCUUUAGAUGGAAAAGAAAUUUCCCAUCGACCCACUGAUUUUUCUACAGACGCCUUGUUAAAACAACAACAACAAAAAUCGACCAUUCAGUGGAUAGGAACACAAAAUCACCACUUGAAUCAUUUGAACCGCCAAAUUCCUGGCAAUCACACGUCCACACCAGCUUCAGCUUUACUGAGACAAUUGUAUGCCAAUAGGGAAAGUGUAAUUCGAAGCAAUUUUUUGGGCGAUGGUAGAACAGGCGGAUACUACUCCAGUGACGGCCAAAGUGGACCUUUGCCCACUCCACCGGGUAGCGAAGGUUCUGGAUAUGGUGAGCAACUAGGUCACAAAGGAACGGAAAUAGGCUCUUUAGCUUACGGUGGGUAUGGCGACUACCACUCUGCAAUGACUCCUCCAGGGUCAGUGUCGCCUAGAGAUAAGCAGCAGUACGCUUUGUCGUACGAUAAUAGUGCCUACUCGGAAGCCUUGAGACAUUCUUAUUUAGGAGAAGCGCCACUGCCGUUAAAGCCACAGGCAUAUUCAGCUGUGCCUGGGGCUUUAGAUUACGCGUCGUCUAUAGAUCAGUCACAGUUUUUUCAUCCGCCUUCAUCUUUUCACCUGUAUCACCCUCAGGCGCAUUCGGCGCACGCCACUCACUCUCAUCAACCAGUAGAUAAAUCUGCUCCACCAAAUACAAACUGGUACUCAGCCGGUUCAUAACCACGCUGUGGUUACAAGAGAUAGUCCAGAGAGACUAGAUUUUCAAAGACUUUGGUUUUGGUGGUUACGUUAUGACCUAUGAUUGUUCAAAACGUUUGUUUGAUUUGAGUUCUAAAAAACUCUGUUGUUAAGUUUAGCAUUUUUUUUUGUUAUCGUUAACUGGUAUAGCGAUUCGAUAUUUUUUUUUGGACUCUUUAAUUAAGUUAGGGCUGCACGCUUAAGUGUUGUAAAUACGAGGUAAAAUAUUUUAAAUUUUUUUAGCGGCAGUAGUUAUUGAGAAUUGUAUACGGAUUACAAGACUUUCAUGAAAUUUUGUAUUACCGACCAACUAAUUGAUUUUCGACAUUGUGUAAUUAAUACUCAAACAAUUCUUACAAUAUUUAUUAAACAUUGUAGACUUUUUUUUAUUUUUGGACAUAUUAUUAAUGUACUACUG
Messenger RNA from Hyposmocoma kahamanoa, 3013 nucleotides. It is a transcript of the gene trh, whose product is annotated as protein trachealess. Gene Ontology annotation, molecular function: DNA-binding transcription factor activity, RNA polymerase II-specific; RNA polymerase II transcription regulatory region sequence-specific DNA binding; protein dimerization activity. The record is from RefSeq and is a predicted model, not a curated record. Gene Ontology annotation, biological process: regulation of transcription by RNA polymerase II. The transcript is spliced from 10 exons. Lineage: Eukaryota; Metazoa; Arthropoda; Insecta; Lepidoptera; Cosmopterigidae. Bases 1 to 2577 code for a protein of 858 amino acids.